AUGAGCGUUGCUAAGGUUGUUAAGCAACCAAUUACUAGUCAGUACACUAUAUCUAAAGAGCAAAGCCCUAAAAGAGAAAAAGAGGUUGAAGCUAUGAAGGAUGUACCAUAUUCAAAAGUUGUAGGGUCAGUCAUAUAUCUUAUGGUAAGUACAAAACCUGAUUUAGGCUAUGCUAUGAGUGUACUCAAUAAAUAUAUGGAAAAUCCAGGAAAAGUUCACUGGUUGGCCAUGAAAUGGGUGUUUAGAUACCUACUUGGGACAACUAAAGUGGGAUUAGUCUACAAGCGACAAAAUGCUAGCACUAUAAUAGAAGGAUACAGUGAUUUAGACUAUGCUGGGGACAUAGAUAAUAGGAGAUCUACAUCUGCCUAUUUUUUCUUGCUUGGGGGAAAUUGUGUUGGCUGGAAAGUCCAGCUACAACCUGUUGUGGCACUCUCAACAACAGAGGCUGAAUAUGUUGCCACAACAGAAGCUAUAAAGGAAGCUAUAUGCCUAAAAGGACUAUUGAAUGAGCUUAAACUACUUAAAGGUGUUCCUACAGUGUACUCAGACAGCCAAAGCUGUAUAUUUCAAUGCAAAAGCCCUAUGUUCCAUGACAGAACAAAACAUAUAGAAAUCAAGUAUCACUUUAUACGAGAUAAAGUGACUCAAGGUGAAGUAAAAAUUGAGAAGGUGCCUACUGAGGACAACCCAACAGACAUGGGUACUAAAAUUGUGACUCUUAAUAAGUUCACACAUUGUAUGAACUUAUUAAGAAUCGACCUAGGAGACUAA
Cannabis sativa is the source of this 774-nucleotide messenger RNA. Its product is annotated as secreted RxLR effector protein 161-like. The record is from RefSeq and is a predicted model, not a curated record. NCBI's taxonomy places the organism in Eukaryota, Viridiplantae, Streptophyta, Magnoliopsida, Rosales, Cannabaceae. The transcript has a single exon. The coding region runs from base 1 to 774 and encodes 257 amino acids.